Spirometra erinaceieuropaei is the source of this 522-nucleotide messenger RNA. The record is from the annotation of a GenBank genome assembly. NCBI's taxonomy places the organism in Eukaryota, Metazoa, Platyhelminthes, Cestoda, Diphyllobothriidea, Diphyllobothriidae.
AUGUCCAAAGCCAACCAGACCGCUGCUGCCAAAGCCACCAGACCGGUUCGCAAGCCUCAUGCGGCUCAGACAACAUCAACAUCCAACUCCUUCCAACACGCCCAUGAUGCCAGCGAAAAUGCCAUGCACGGAUCAACUUCGCCGGACCUCCCCGGAUCUAAUGCAGCAACAACCCGACAAGUCUACUUUCCGCCUCCAAAAACGUCCCAUCGUCAAUCCCGCACCAACCCCACGACAGCGGUUAUCACCACCGUCACCGCCACCUAUGCUCGCGUUCCUGACUACCCGACGCCUCCGCCGGUUUCGUCAACCCCUAACAGUUUGAUAAUCCCUGUCGCAACAGCCACGAUGACGGAGACGACGGCUACCAUCCCUCUGACCCCUACCACCGAUGAGAAUACUCACGACGCCACGGAAGCGCCGCCCCUACAUUCACCGCUCCGCCACCAGCAAUGUGAAUGCGAUCCCAACCUGUCCGCAUUGCGAUCGCACCUUAAUCUCACUCAUCGGCUUGGUCGGUAG